Messenger RNA from Scleropages formosus (Asian bonytongue), 689 nucleotides. Its product is annotated as chymotrypsin-like protease CTRL-1. The transcript is spliced from 3 exons. Gene Ontology annotation, molecular function: serine-type endopeptidase activity. Lineage: Eukaryota; Metazoa; Chordata; Actinopteri; Osteoglossiformes; Osteoglossidae. The record is from RefSeq and is a predicted model, not a curated record. Gene Ontology annotation, biological process: proteolysis. Bases 1 to 624 code for a protein of 207 amino acids.
AUGUGGCGUGCGUGUCUUGGUAAACACCAUGCGAGCCCAGCCGAGGAGCCCGCUGAGGUCUGCUACUUCGUGGACCGCAUCGUGACCCACCACAGCUACAGCUACCCCCAGGACUAUGACAUCUCCAAUGACAUUGCCCUCGUCCACCUGGCUCAGAAGGCCUACACGACCAGAGAGAUAAGCCCCAUCUGUCUCCCCGAGGAUGACAAAGUCCUUCCCGAGGGGACGCGCUGCUAUGUGACCGGGUGGGGUGAUGCGAGAGGUGAGGUGUUCUCCAUGGUGUCCCGCCCUCUGACCCAGGCAGCCCUGCCCCUGGUUUCCCUGGAGACCUGCAGACAGCCCCAGUAUUGGUGGGAUGGGGUGUGGUCCUCUAUGAUCUGUGCAGGCUACGAGUCCCCUGAUGAGUUCAAGUCGGCCUGCCAGGGUGACUCCGGAGGACCCCUGGUGUGCCGUCCCGAGGGCGGCAUUUCCACCUGGGAGCUCCACGGUGUGGUGACCUUCGGCCCCCGUAGCUGCGCUAAAGACAGCAAACCCUCCGUCUUCACCCGCGUCUCCGCUUUCUCUCGCUGGAUCCGGGGCGAGAUUGAGCGCUUCGCCCACGAGAGAUCCUCUCUAGCCAACUGAAGAUGAAGCCCGCACUACACCAUCCCUGGUUAGGGUGACAGUGUCGGACGAACUCCUUGAAAACC